AUGAAUCAACGAGAGAACAAUGGCGAACAUCAGCCAGAAUCUGAGGGUGCGAUGACUUUUGACAUGAUGAUGGAUGGAAUAAGACCGAUAAUCAACGAGCAAAAUACUUAUCCAUUUAAGAGAUGUAUCCAUCGCAAUCUCUUGCUUCUUGGCAGAACUCGAACAGGAAAAUCAACUAUAUCCGAGGUCAUCAGCGAUCCAGCUUGUGUGGCCAAAGACGCAAAACUCUUUUCAGAGACCCGAAAGAUCACUCUGAAUCGUGUUGCGGCUAAUCACCGCGAACAAACUUGCUAUUUCAAUAUUAUCGACUCACCCGGUUUAUACGAUAAUACAAUAGAACAAAAGGAACAUUUAACCAACGAAAAAAUUCGGCAAUACAUCAAUGAAUGCAUUACAAAAGAUGUUACUGAUAUUCAUGCAUUCGGAUUCGUUUUCAGUGCAAAUGGUGGAAUUAAUUCCGAAGAUAUCAAGUCAAUGAUAUUUGUCAAAGAAAAAUAUCCCGAAUUAAAAAACUCAAUAGAAAAAGAAAAGAAAAGAGUAGAUAGUUAA
Adineta ricciae is the source of this 549-nucleotide messenger RNA. Lineage: Eukaryota; Metazoa; Rotifera; Eurotatoria; Adinetida; Adinetidae. The record is from the annotation of a GenBank genome assembly.